CGGAGUCAGAACUGCGUCUCCCGACCCAGGUGCGGGUUGCUGAAGGAGAACGAGCGAGCGAUGCUGCCGCCGCCGCUUCCUGAUUGGCUGCGGGUAGCUCCCUUUGCGUUCUGAUUGGCAGCUAGUGAACUGGAUGAUGCUGAGCAAGGGCCUGAAGCGCAAGCGGGAGGAGGAGGAGGAGGAGGAGAAGGAAGGCCUGGCAGUGGAUACCUGGUGGCUGGAUCCUGGCCACCCAGCAGUGGCACAGGCACCCCCAGCUGCGGCCUCCAGUUCCCUCUUUGACCUUUCAGUGCUCAAGCUCCACCACAGCCUGCGGCAGAGUGAGCCGAACCUGCGGCACCUGGUGCUGGUAGUGAACACGCUGCGGCGCAUCCAGGCGUCCAUGGUGCCCACAACUGCCCUGCCACCUGUGCCCAGCCCGCCUGCAGCCCCUGGCGUGGCUGACAAUUUGCUGGCCAGCUCGGACGCCGCCCUCUCAGCCUCUGUGGCCAGCCUUCUGGAGGACCUAAGCCAUAUUGAGGGCUUGAACCAGGCCCCCCAGCCCCUGGCAGAUGAGGGACCACUGGGCCGUCCAGUUGGGGGAGCCCCACCCACCCUGGGUGCCUUGGACUUGCUGGGCCCAGCCACUGGCUGUCUCCUAGAGGAUGGGCUCGAGGGCCUGUUUGAGGACAUCGACACCUCUAUGUAUGACAGUGAACUUUGGGUGCCAACCUCUGAGGGCCUCAAACCUGGCCCUGAAGAUGCGUCAGGCAAGGAGGAAGCUCCAGAGCUGGACGAGGCUGAGCUGGACUACCUCAUGGACGUGCUGGUGGGCACGCAGGCACUGGAACGGCCACCGGGGCCAGGGCGCUGACCCCAGGGCUGGGAGGGUUGUCUGGUGACUAAACUGAGAGUUGGUGGCUGAACCAACUUUCCUUGGAAAGAUACAGCUAGCUUCCCUGGAACAGAGAUGGGGGUUUUGGAGAGACAGAAUCAGCCCUGGGCAGCUUCACCUCUGUCCCCUUGUCUCAAACUAAUGGGAGGAGUUUGGGAUCGGACCUUAUGAUGGAAUGACAGAGCCUGGUGGCUGGAUUGUGAUUGGACCAGGCCUAGUAUUGGACUGACUCCCCUGAGGUAUGGGUCUCCCUGAUGUGGAAAGAGACCCCAACCAGUUUUUUGAAAUUAAAAACCAGUCCCGGGAAAUCUCAAAUCUGU
Molossus molossus (Pallas's mastiff bat) is the source of this 1194-nucleotide messenger RNA. RefSeq names its product SERTA domain containing 1 (gene SERTAD1). The coding region runs from base 134 to 853 and encodes 239 amino acids. The record is from RefSeq and is a predicted model, not a curated record. Gene Ontology annotation, cellular component: nucleus. Lineage: Eukaryota; Metazoa; Chordata; Mammalia; Chiroptera; Molossidae. Gene Ontology annotation, molecular function: transcription regulator activity. The transcript has 2 exons.